AUGGUCCUGCGAGGCGUGCGUCUGCGAUCUGUGGCGGUGAGUUGCUACGGUUCAUCGCUGACAGCAGCCACACGGUGUCUUUCCGUGCGCACGGAAGAUUUUUUUAGUAAGGAGGCCAUCAGUCACGCAAGGCGCGUAAGUUGGGCUCCUCACACGACAGAGAAAAAACAGGGUGCCUUCGCAAAACUCGCGCGGUCAAACUUUGGCGAUCCCCUUCCCAGUAGCUUUGCGCAGGAGCCGUACUUUGAGGAAGAAAUUGAAGCCCAUCGUAAGCACCACCGACCAGACGUUUACAUUUAUAAGUAUAACGUUUCUCCUACUCACUUCUCGCUUCGGGAGUGA
This is a messenger RNA of Trypanosoma brucei brucei TREU927, 342 nucleotides long. RefSeq lists its product as hypothetical. The record is from RefSeq and is a predicted model, not a curated record. The transcript has a single exon. NCBI's taxonomy places the organism in Eukaryota, Euglenozoa, Kinetoplastea, Trypanosomatida, Trypanosomatidae. Bases 1 to 342 code for a protein of 113 amino acids.